AUGUGGCCCCUCUGCUUCAUCUCUGACAAGCUGUUCAAGGUGGCCGGAGACGACUGCGGCGAGGGCCCCGGUGCGGCGCUGCCCCCCGGCAGCCAAAUUCCACUCGCACGCCGGUCCUACCGCGUCGAUGUUCCGCAUGUGCAGCAGGCAUUCACCUGGGACUGCGGCCUCGCUUGCGUGCUCAUGGUGCUCAGGACGCUAGGGGUUGAUUGCUGCGACGGCAUUGCCGAUCUCGGGAAGCUCUGCCACACCACAAGCAUUUGGACAGUCGACUUGGCAUAUCUAUUACACAAGUUUCGAGUUAGUUUUUCGUUCUUUACUGUGACUAUUGGGGCGAAUCCUCAAUAUUCUGCAGAAACCUUUUAUAGAGAGCAAUUGCAAGAAGACAUCGAUAGAGUGGACGAACUAUUUGGAAAAGCAGUUGAUGCUGGAAUCAGUAUUCAAUGCAGAUCCAUCAGUGCGUAUGAUAUUGCUUUUCUACUGUUAUCCGGGCACUGCAUCGCCAUUGCGCUAGUGGACAAAUCAAAGUUAAUUUCCUCUUGGAUGAAUGAUGUGCAUGACGUGCAACAGUUCAACGAGGACUCAGAUUACAUGGGGCAUUAUGUUGUCAUAUGUGGCUAUGAUGCUGAUGCUUGCGAAUUUGAGAUAAGGGAUCCGGCCAGUUCUAGGAAGCGUGAAAUGGUGCCCAUGAAGAGCUUAGAAGAAGCCCGCAAAUCCUUUGGAACUGAUGAGGAUAUUCUUUUGGUCUCCUUAACUGGAAAAAACGGGAUGAAGCUAUCGCGCAAACUUCCAGACAGCUCUCUGUAAACUGCUCACAAGCCUCCAGUCUCCUUGUGUAUACGCUUUACAUGCCCGUGUAGUUACGCUUACCAUUUGUCAAGUCAGGUAUGUAGUGUGUAGUGUGAGAGCAUUCUUGCAACCGAUAGGAACAGUUUCCUAGUGAAGUUAGAUAGACGAAAUUAGUAAGGCUUAUAGGUCGACGGGGGCUCACCCACACUGGAGCUACAAAGGGAGCAGCAGCAGCCGCAGCAACUCUGCUCAGCAAGAGCUGCUUUUGUACACAGAAACUGCCUCUGCCCCCAGCGAUCAUAGCUGGACAGAGACGUCGCAUAUGUACAGAUAUCCAUGAAUAAAUGGUGACCAAGUCAUAUACACACUGUAUCUUCUUCAAA
Brachypodium distachyon (stiff brome) is the source of this 1172-nucleotide messenger RNA. RefSeq names its product protein GUCD1. Bases 1 to 807 code for a protein of 268 amino acids. The transcript is spliced from 9 exons. Lineage: Eukaryota; Viridiplantae; Streptophyta; Magnoliopsida; Poales; Poaceae. The record is from RefSeq and is a predicted model, not a curated record.